AUGAAUAAAGGUAAUUUUGGACUUCUCCCAAACCAGAGUUUUUAUGCAUCACCUUGCGAACUCGAUUGCGUCGCUAAGGUCCGUGAUCUAGAGGCGGCUUCGAAAUCCAUAUCGGUGUUUCUGGUGAUGGUCGACGGUGAUAUUGAGGCCAAUUGCGUGAGGACGGCGGGAAGCCACACGAGGAACCUCCUGGGAGUCAAACGCGGCAUAGUCAUGUUCAAUGUUCUGUUCGAGCACAUUAUUUCCUCAGAAGGAAAUUCUCUCAAGGGCCCAGCCUCGAAAGCUUAUGUGCAGGUUUUUUCUCCUUAUCAUGCGUGGGCCAUCAUAAAGGCGGUUGCUGCCGGAAUGUUGCCCUUCCUACUAAGGCCAGCUGCUGGGUAA
Messenger RNA from Striga hermonthica, 381 nucleotides. The record is from the annotation of a GenBank genome assembly. NCBI's taxonomy places the organism in Eukaryota, Viridiplantae, Streptophyta, Magnoliopsida, Lamiales, Orobanchaceae.